This is a messenger RNA of Hippocampus zosterae (dwarf seahorse), 1399 nucleotides long. It is a transcript of the gene rbm18, whose product is annotated as RNA binding motif protein 18. Gene Ontology annotation, molecular function: RNA binding. Bases 241 to 834 code for a protein of 197 amino acids. Lineage: Eukaryota; Metazoa; Chordata; Actinopteri; Syngnathiformes; Syngnathidae. The record is from RefSeq and is a predicted model, not a curated record. The transcript has 6 exons.
CAAACACAACAUACGGCAUCACAGUGCGCCUGUGUUGUUGGGCGGUAGCAAAUCCACUGCCUCGCCCUCAAAACAGCACUUUCAACUAAAUUCAAACUCACAAAUCCGCCUCAUGGAUUUAGAAUGAAUAUUAUUAUUAUCUGACACCACCGAGCAUCCCGAGAGCGGGAUUAGAAGUGAAUUCGAUCGGAGAAGAAGCCGCGGUCAUAUCACUGGUGUGAUACACCGAGGAGUGGACGAAUGUCGUCUGCAGCAGAGACAAUGGAAAAUGCCUCCAUCAUUUCAGACAGUGGUGCCCAUGAUGGAAACCGCUUGUGGAUAGGCAACAUUGAUCCCAAAAUCACUGAGUAUCACUUGGUGAAGCUCCUCGAAAAAUUCGGCCAUGUCAAACAGUUCGACUUCUUGUUCCAUAAAUCCGGGCCUCUGGAAGGCCAACCGCGAGGCUACUGCUUUGUCAACUUCAACACCAGAGAGGAGGCCGAAAGAGCCAUCCAGUGCUUGAAUGGCAAGCUGGCGCUGUCCAAGAAACUGGUUGUGCGAUGGGCCCACGCACAGGUACGGAGGUUUGAAGGGUUCCGUAACGACAAGACGAUGCCUUCCAGCUUGGAGCCGUCAAGCAGCGGCGACGGAGUCGAGGGAGCCUUGACGACGAACCACCUCAGUACGAGCGCUAAGAUCCGCGCUAUCGAGGCCAAGCUGCAGAUGAUGGAGGAGAAUCCCGAUGAGGAGUACUCAGGCCCGUCCGCCUACGUCUACAACAAGCCGCCAGAGAGGAAGCGCUGGGAGCCCUACUCCAAAUCACAUAGCAGGCCCUUUCGAAGGUUUAGGAGAUGACCACUUAUCAAGGAGAACCCCCAUUCCGCUCCUCCUGGCCACCUCCCCCAAACACACACACACACAUCUCAGGAUCCCCUGACCCAGCCCAGCAGGGACUCUUUUUUUUUUUUUAAAGGCUCAGAAUAAUAGACACUGACAUUGUUCACAGCAAUGCUGGGCGAAUAACAUUCAGUCAUUUGGUUAUGUUACAAUUUAUUUGAGUGUGCGUGUGUUGAUGUUUGGGAUAUGCAGGAUCGACUGCGUCAUUCUGAAGAAAAACAAAGCCUUUUAAAAACCAAUUGUGUAAGUAAGCAAGACUUGCAAAAAUGUUGAGCCGUUUUGUGCACAACAUUGUUGUGUGGAUUUAUUAAUUUAAUUAUUUGUAGUCGUGCUGGUUGUCUUGUUUGUUUCUUUUUUUUUAGGGGGUGGGGGGGAUUCACGAACUGUGGGUCUGACACCUACCUCGAGAUUAUUAUACUUGCCAUGCAAUUCUCAGAGCAAUUUAAACCUCAGAGCCGAAAAAAAAAUAAACCACAAAUGCUCAUAGUGUCUAAUAAUAAACAUUUGUUUGGUUGUAGCAUUA